GCGCCUGCUAAGUGUAGUUUAACACCUCCACAAAAUCAGGAAAAGCGUACUUACGUCAUGCUCACCUUCUUUUAAUCACCACAAUGAAAUUUCCCUAUGGAAUUAGUCGCGUUUGCCGGUUUACAUUGGCUGUUUCCACCCGUGGAGCUGUAAUUGAGACAGAAGAGGAAUACAGUUACAGUCGCUCGGAUGGACAAGUGUAUCCGAUGGAGAAAAGUGGAUAUAAAAUAUAGGGAACGGGAUACUUCCGCUCUUUGGAUGAAAGUUGCGGUUUGAAGGGUCUCAGCUUGGCUUCAACCAUCUGAUGGAAGUCUUCACAGCGUAUGCCUAUAAUGAAAGCUUCUUUGAAAAUGGAUCACGGGACUUCAAUGCCACGGAACAAGGGGGGCGGCACCAGUACAAUUACUAUGCCAUGCUUCUCACGCUGCUCAUUUUUGUCAUUGUCUUCGGCAAUGUGCUGGUGUGCAUGGCCGUGUCAAGGGAGAAAGCCUUGCAGACCACCACCAACUACCUGAUAGUCAGCCUGGCUGUGGCUGAUCUGCUGGUUGCCACGCUUGUUAUGCCAUGGGUGGUUUACCUCGAGGUGGUGGGAGAGUGGCGCUUCAGCACAAUCCACUGUGACAUCUUCGUCCCCCUGGACGUGAUGAUGUGUACAGCCAGCAUACUAAAUCUAUGUGCCAUCAGUAUCGACAGGUACACAGCUGUAGCCAUGCCUAUGUUAUAUAACACACGUUACAGCUCCAAGAGGAGAGUCACCGUCAUGAUUUCUGUCGUCUGGAUUCUGUCUUUUGCUAUAUCAUGUCCACUGCUGUUUGGACUCAACAAUACUGACGAUGCUCUCUGUGUGAUUGCGAAUCCUGCCUUUGUAGUUUACUCCUCCAUUGUGUCCUUCUACUUCCCUUCAUCAUAACUCUGCUAGUUGUACGUGCAGAUCUACGUGGUACUAGUACUGCGCAAAAGACGGAAACGUGGUCAACACCAAACGCACAUGCCCAGUUACAGACAUGAUAUGAGCUCGACCAUAAAGGGAAAUGCACCCAAUCCCGAUGAUGUGAAACUGUGCACUGUGAUCGUCAAGUCCAGUGGGAAUUUCCUUAUUUGGGGCCGUCGUCUUGUUGAGGUCGUAAACAAUGGGGACGACAUCCAGAUGGAUGAGAUCACAAACCGAAACCCUUCGAGACAGAGGAAGCAGGAUCAGUCUGGUGGAAGUCAACAAAACAGCCGGCUGGUUAACUCUAAUCUAAGAGAAACUGACAUAUCACCUCCAUCGCCUGAAGCUGGUGUCAAGCCUGAAAGAAAUGGCAACACCAGCAGUAUCACGAAAGGGGCCAAAGCAUUCGAGAUCCAGGUCUCCCCUACCGGCAAAACUCAGACAUCGGUCAAAACUCUUAACAAACGCAAAAUCUCCCAGCAGAAGGAGAAGAAGGCCACUCAGAUGUUAGCUAUUGUCCUUGGUGUAUUCAUCAUCUGCUGGCUGCCGUUCUUCAUCACACACAUUGUCAACACUUACUGCCAAGUCCCUCCUGAACUCUACACUGCCUUUACAUGGCUGGGCUAUGUGAACAGUGCUGUAAAUCCCAUCAUAUACACCACUUUCAACAUCGAGUUUCGCAAAGCCUUCAUUAAGAUUCUGCACUGUUGAGACGGAACUCACUUCAGUGGAGCAGAAAAGGAUGGAAAUGAUACCUCAUCUGCAGUGGACACAGUGUAAAACUUCACUGGAAGAAUCAUAAACGCAUCCCAUGCGGACUUUGGCCUGGAGGCUACUGUACAUCUCUUGCAUUUCACUGAGAUUAAAACUAAAGGAAUGUAUAUAAAUUGACUGUAUUAUAAAAAAAAUCAUUUUGUUCUAAGAUCAUAUCAUCCAAAAGUAGAAAGAAAAAAAAACCCUGGGGGAGAUGGGGCUUUUUAAUCAGUAUCUUCAGCACAAACAUGUUUGAGAUACUGUACAACUUCAAGCAAUGGCUUUCCUUAUCUGUUUGUCAGUAUUAUGUUUCUAAAUCUGCUCAACAAAAUCCCAAACGGAACUAGAGGAAAACAGCAUACAUACAAUACUGUGUAGGGGUGUAACGGUACACAUGUCACUGUUCAGUAUGUAUCUCGGUUUUGAGGUCACGGUUCAAUACAGGUUUGAUAACACAGGAAUAAGCAGUAAAUCCCCAGUGCUUGCUUUUUUCUGUUUAUUUUGAACAGACAGAAGUGUCACAGUCAGCUACAGAUCUGAAAAGCUACUUCUGAUAUGAAAGUACAAAAUAAGUAGAAUAAUGAAACAUAAAACUUCAUAUAAUUAGGAGACUGUGUAUUGAACUAUUGAAGGAUAAGUUCAACCCUCUCCAAAAAUAACAAAUAGACAUUAAUUGAGCUUUAAAUUUAAGAUUCAAUAAUUUCCUUCGGCUUAGUCUCUAUUUCAGAGGUCGCCACAGUGGAAUAAACCGCCAACUAUUCUGGCAUAUGUUUUUUACGCAGCGGAUGCCCUCCCAGCUGCAACCCAGUACUGGGAAACAACCAUACACACUCAUUCUCUCACACACACUACGGCCACUUAUACAGCAUGUCUUUGUGUUUUGCGACUGUGAGGGAAACCGGAGCACCUGGAGGAAACCCACGUGAACAUGGGGAGAACAUGCAAACUCCACACAGAAAUGCCAACUGGCCCAGCUUGGACUCGAACCAGCAACUUUCUUGCUCUGAGGUGACAGUGCCAACCACUGAGCCACCCCCAAUUGAAGAUUCAAUAAGCUUUAAAUCUGAAAUCUCUUUUAUUGAAAAUGCCAUCAUGGGAUGUCCGUUCAUCAGUUGUUACUGUAUAUCAGCAGCGGGUGC
Messenger RNA from Danio aesculapii, 2823 nucleotides. RefSeq names its product dopamine receptor D2a (gene drd2a). Gene Ontology annotation, biological process: adenylate cyclase-inhibiting dopamine receptor signaling pathway; adenylate cyclase-activating adrenergic receptor signaling pathway. The record is from RefSeq and is a predicted model, not a curated record. NCBI's taxonomy places the organism in Eukaryota, Metazoa, Chordata, Actinopteri, Cypriniformes, Danionidae. Gene Ontology annotation, molecular function: G protein-coupled receptor activity; dopamine neurotransmitter receptor activity, coupled via Gi/Go. Gene Ontology annotation, cellular component: glutamatergic synapse; presynaptic membrane.